Messenger RNA from Cavenderia fasciculata, 1350 nucleotides. RefSeq lists its product as uncharacterized. The record is from RefSeq and is a predicted model, not a curated record. Lineage: Eukaryota; Evosea; Eumycetozoa; Acytosteliales; Cavenderiaceae. The transcript is spliced from 2 exons. Bases 1 to 1350 code for a protein of 449 amino acids.
AUGGACAAUACAGAUAAUAAUAAUAAUAAUAAUAGUAAUAAUAAUAAUAAUCACGAUUUAGAAAAUAAUAAUAUUGAUAAUCAAGAUGAUCAACAACCGCAACCAGCUGAGAGAACAGCAGCAACAACAGAAGAUUUAAUAUUUGGUGAUCAAACAUUUAGACAUAGUUUCCUGACAAUAUUUGUUAAUAAUAAUGGACCAUCACUACCAUUCAUGAUUAUGUUGGUGGUAGUCAUUCCAUUUGUCGUAUUCUUAUUAUCACUCAUACCAAUGGUGACAGGCAGUUAUUAUCUAAAGUAUCAUAGUUUACUUUGUUUUAAAAAUAAUACUGAUUCAACUUAUCCUCCUGACACAAAUAAUACUAAUAAUAAUUUUAAUAAUACUAGUACAAGUAAUAUUAAUAAUAAUAAUACAAAUACAAAUUCAAUAAUUAAUUCACAUAAUAAUGAUAUUCAAACAGAUUCACUUUAUAAUGUAUACCAUAAUAGAGAUAAAAAACACAAGAAUAAUAAUAAUUAUAAUAAUGGUAGUGGUUUAGUAGACAGAGAUAAAGAAGCAUUGUAUUUAUACUAUCGAGCCAAUCAUAGAGUUUGCAAUGACUUUUUUUAUAUUCGAAAUUUCUAUGAUGGUAAAGAUAAUGGAACUUGGUCUAAUGAGACUUCACCCAUUGGUGAUGUUCCAAAAGCUCGGUAUCUCUAUCUGUCAUUUCGGGUAUUAGGAUUGACAGCUUUAUUUCCAGCCAUAUUUUGUAUCGUAGGAUAUAUACACAGACCAUUUAUUUAUGGUUCCAUAUCAAUACUGUAUCUUGUGGUUUUAGUGGCACCUGUAAUGACUAUAUUAAAACUACCAAUAUUCUAUCAACAAGAAGAAGGUUCCUAUUCGCGUCCGACUUGUUAUUACAAUGAAACAUUUUUCAAUUAUUGCCAAGAAAAUAGAGGUUAUAGAUCAUUUGAUCAUGGUGAAUAUGUUUUAUAUCAAUUAAAUAAUAAUACUAAAGAGUACUUAAUGGAAAUAGAAUGGGGAUUUAAACCAAUAUUUUAUGCAGAAUUGGGAGCAAUUGUAUUAUUUGCUUUUAAUAUAAUAUUAUUUAUUUGGGGAACUUGUAUUUAUAGAGAUUGGAAUAGUAAUUUAUUUAGAAAUCAACAAUUACAAGGUAGGAAAUCUCAAAUUGUUAAACCUCCCCUUCUAUCAAUCAAUGUAACUUCUUCAACAUCAUCCAACAAAAAUCACGAAAAAUCCAAUGAUAUGUUUUCAGACACAAGCUCGAAUAUAUCUCAAGAUGAUAAUGAUGACAACUAUUAUAAUACUAAUAAUAGAUCAUUUAAUAAACGUAAUAUUAUUACUUUAUAA